AUGGCGUUUGACGGCAGCUGGAAGGUAGACCGCAGUGAGAACUAUGAUAAGUUCAUGGAAGUUAUGGGGGUUAAUGUCGUGAAAAGGAAGUUGGCCAGCCAUGACAAUUUGAAGAUAACAUUUAAACAAGAGGGAAAUCACUUCACCCUCAAAGAGUCCAGCACUUUCCGCACACUAGAAAUCGAGUUCGAUCUGGGCGUCGAUUUCAAGUACAGCCUGGCGGAUGGAACUGAGCUCAAUGGAUCUUGGAACAUGGAAGGCAGCAAGCUUGUAGGAACAUUCAAAAGGGUUGACAAUGGAAACACGCUGAAGGCUUACAGAGAAAUCGUAGGCGAUGAACUUGUUCAGACUUACAUAUAUGAAGGAGUGGAAGCCAAGAGGAUCUUCAAAAGGGCUUGAAUAUAUCACUCCCUGGUUAGGAACCAAAAACCCGGGAUAAACAGCUGCCAUUUUCAUCUUCCCCACCAAGUACAAAGUUAGGGACUAAUCAGAACUUGGGCAACCACUGGUCAACUGUUUACAUUUCCAGUCUCACCAAGUCAAAAGA
This is a messenger RNA of Tachyglossus aculeatus (Australian echidna), 547 nucleotides long. RefSeq names its product fatty acid binding protein 2 (gene FABP2). Gene Ontology annotation, molecular function: fatty acid binding. Gene Ontology annotation, biological process: fatty acid transport. NCBI's taxonomy places the organism in Eukaryota, Metazoa, Chordata, Mammalia, Monotremata, Tachyglossidae. The record is from RefSeq and is a predicted model, not a curated record. The transcript is spliced from 4 exons. Gene Ontology annotation, cellular component: cytosol; nucleus. The coding region runs from base 1 to 399 and encodes 132 amino acids.